Messenger RNA from Eruca vesicaria subsp. sativa (arugula), 2154 nucleotides. The record is from the annotation of a GenBank genome assembly. Lineage: Eukaryota; Viridiplantae; Streptophyta; Magnoliopsida; Brassicales; Brassicaceae.
UCUCAUCUUUUCUUUUUGGUGUCUUUCUCACGAAGGAGAAGAGUAGAAGUAAGACAAGACAAUAAUAGCAGCAGCUUUCUCAAUUCUGGUGAACGAACGUGUAGCCUUUUUUUUGGUUCUUGGGGAGAUUGUGUUACGAGUUCAGCUUGGAAUGUCAUCGCUUUGUUAUGACAUGUCAACAACAUUUGGGAACGCCUAGUAGCUGACUUGUGCUUUUUCAGCUUUUUACUUUUGAUUUAGAUGGACGUUUCUUCCAUUGGUCGAAACACUACCCAAACUGAUCAAGAUCCUUUGUUGAUGGAGCACGAUUCCCACCACAAUACUCACGAGCACAUCAUCGUUGACAUCACUAGCAAUGAAGACGACUCUUCUUCCUCUAGAUCUUCUCUCGAUGACCUAACUCCACAGAGGAUAUCGUCUAACGGCACACAGCUCCCACCUCCUCCUUCUCAGCAAAGAGCAGAUGAUGGGAAUGGUGGUGGUGGUCGCACUAGUACUAGUAGUAGGAGGAGUCCAUUGAAUUCUGGCCUUUGGAUUUCUGUUGAGUUAGUUGUCACUGUGGCUCAGAUUGUUGCUGCCAUAGUUGUUAUGGUUCUCGCUAAAGAUGAACAUCCCGAAGCCCCAUUGUUUACAUGGGUUGUUGGUUAUACUUCUGGCUGUGUUGCCACUCUCCCUAUUCUCUAUUGGCGUUUUCGUACUUAUAAUCGUGGUACAGCCCAAGAUUCAUCACAGCGUGGUACUACUACUAGUCAAGGCAAUAAUAACCCUUCAGAGUCCACACCAUAUACACCCGUCUCAGCAGCUCAAGAGCCACCAGACGAAGAAAACACCACCGACAUGACAGCAGCACCUAGGAACAAUCAAGUUGGGGAUAGCUUAAGAACUAGAUUGAGUGGACUGGUUGACCAUUUCAAGAUGGCGAUUGACUGUUUCUUUGCGGUGUGGUUUGUUGUGGGGAAUGUAUGGAUCUUUGGAGGUCACUCAUCUCCUUCUGAUUCUCCUAAACUCUAUAGGCUAUGUAUAGCGUUCCUUACUUUCAGCUGCAUUGGAUACGCAAUGCCUUUCAUACUAUGCGCAACCAUAUGUUGUUGUUUGCCUUGCUUAAUCUCUGUUCUCGGGUUUCGGGAGAACUUCUCACAAACAAGAGGAGCCACUGCUGAAGCCAUCAACGCACUUCCUGUCUACAAGUUCAAAUUAAAAAGCAGAAAUGAUUUGGAAUUUUCAGAGGAAGGUGAAGGUGGCUUUCUUCUACAGGGGUCUGAGAAGAAACGUCUUAUAUCAGGGGAAGAUGCUAGCUGUUGCAUCUGUUUGGCCAGAUAUGCAGACGAUGAAGAAGUAAGAGAGCUGCCAUGCUUACAUGUCUUUCAUGUAGACUGUGUAGACAAAUGGCUUAAAAUCAAUGCUACUUGCCCUCUCUGUAAAAAUGAGGUCGGAGAAAGCAGCACUUCUUCCUCCUCAUAGGCACAACAGCUGAGAACAGAAGAGAUUAUUUUCAAGCUAUUUGGGAUGCAUCGAGUUUGUGUUGUGUAUAAUUAGAGUCUUCUUCCAGACUUGUAUAGUUGAGAGAUUGUUUUAUUCAUUUUGUUUGUUCUAAGAGCUGUACACUUUCCACAUCAAUAAAUCUUCAAUAAUGGUGUUUAUACGUUUCUGCGUUUGCGAUGCAACACCACACAAAGAGAACGCUUAUCAAAAUUUCCCAGAGAUGGUAAAGAAGUUUAAAACAGAAGAUAAUGUAGUUUGGGUGAAUAAAUAAUGUAACGGGUACAACAACAAGGAAAGCUCUGAAACAUCCUGGUAAAGUGUCAGAGAGGGAAACAAAACGAAAAGAGACAAAAGACCCUUUGCUCUCUCUGUGUCAUUGUUCAUCAGACUUCAGAGACCCUGCCUUAUAUAGAAAAACAGUUAUACACAUUUGACAUCUUUUGGUCCACACCUCUGCAAAAGAUUCAUCAAAAUCUCAAGUAUGAUCGUUCUGUCUUUGUGUAUAUUAUCUCCUGGGUAGACUUGCCUCUCUUAUUAGUACAAAAAGUGCUUCAGGUUGAGACGGCAAGGCUCUUGAAUGCUUCGAGCUGUCCAUCCUUCACUUCAGUCUGACCCAUUGGAUGGUUUGGUGUGUCGCCAUUCUCAUUGCUCUUGCGAGAUGAGUUGUACACU